UUAUGAGCUAUACAAAUCCUGUUAGUUUAGUCCUGUCCGAAUGAUUGAACCGGAAAGUGCCGAGAUAUGAAAUAGUGGAGCCGCGGAGCUUCUUGUGCUUAUUGUCAUUUGAUUUAAUGACAUUUUCAUAUAUGAUACAUACGUACAUACAUAAAUAUGUACUCAUAUGUAGGUGUGUAAGUGCGCGUGGUUGUAACGGACAAUAAUGACAUGCAUGCAUUAAUGCUUUUGCUGUUGGCUGUGCAUUUGAGGUAUACGUGUAUAAGUUAAUAGCACAAAUUCAGUGCGGGAAAACCGCAAACAAAUAUAUUUGAGUACAUACAUACGUGUAUCUACUUGCAGGCAUGUCCUUUGAAUAUUUGCGAAAUACACAGUAGCAGUACACAAUAGUCUAUCGCUCAAGCUAACCACCAACGCAACAAACUCAUCAAUACCAUUGAUUUUGUGGCAAACUAUCAAGGCGCACAAGUCAUAACCGCAAACUAUUUGUGCUGAGAUAUCAGAUAGACACACAGAUAGACAGAUGAUGUCGAUGAAAUCUUCCUGUGGGCGGAAAUCGAAUCAAACAAGUCUUUGAAACUGAAGUCGGUACGAUGGUUGCGUCGUCGACGCCGCUGUGAAUUGUUGUGUGUACGUUGAAGGACAAUUUAUUAACACUAACGUAGUAUAUUAACACAUACAUAUAUGCCACUAUUACUUUGUAGUUAAAAGCAUAUUUAUAUCCUUUCAAAACUAUCACUACUCCGCUCUUUAUAACAUUCACCAAACAGCGCGUAUUAUGCGCAUAUUUAAUCGGAAGAAAAUUGUCAUGUGUAGUUUUUUUUUUUGAUUGCGAUGGACACUCGAUCUGAAAUCGAUUGACAGCGGGAAAUUAUUGUGAACACACAUUUAAAAAAACGUAUGCAUUGCAUACAUUUUGAAAUUGUAAUUAACGGCGCAGUUGUAGUAGUAUUAAUGGUGGAAAACGUCUAAUAGUGUGAAAAGAAGAAUAAAUAAAAAUAAAUUGUUGAAAAAAAAACAAAUAAUUUACGUCUAAAGUGCCUCUGAGUAUGGGAUGUUCAACUUCUGCGCCAACCGUCAACGAAGCAAACAAAGGACGUUCGCUGUCUGCCAACAAAGUGAGUGACAAUCAAACGGUUAAUAACGAUCAAGCAAAUAUGGCGAAUGCAGAAACAAAGCAAUAUCCCGCUUCGGAAGCCUACAUAAUACCACUGAACGACGAGUCCGAAACAAAAGUUUACACCGCCGGCGCACCAGAAGCCAAAGAUCUACUCGCAGCGACUGUGAAAAAACAACCACCCAAACGUAUACAAGAGCUGAUGGAGCAAGCGGCAGAGAAUGAGGCGACCACUGUUAAUUUACAAGAAUUAGAGGAGAAACUCGAGAAGGCAGAAGAGCGUCGAAAGGAAUAUUUACAACAAAAAAUCACAACCAUACAAAAGACAACGCAAAUGUUGAUGCGCAGCGAUAGCAAAGAGUUGUUGGAGAAAAUGGAGGCAACGCAGUUAGAGGAUGGUGAUGGAGUGGAGAAAAAGUAAUUGGUUUAGAGGAAGUAUGGAAAUGUUACAAAUAAUGUAGCAUACUUUUCGGGGUUUGGCAUUAAGUGCUCAGCUAAUUUUAAGCCGCUCUGAAAGAAAAUUAUACAAAUU
Ceratitis capitata (Mediterranean fruit fly) is the source of this 1649-nucleotide messenger RNA. Its product is annotated as stathmin domain-containing protein 1. The record is from RefSeq and is a predicted model, not a curated record. NCBI's taxonomy places the organism in Eukaryota, Metazoa, Arthropoda, Insecta, Diptera, Tephritidae. The coding region runs from base 1050 to 1538 and encodes 162 amino acids. The transcript has 2 exons.